This is a messenger RNA of Rattus rattus (black rat), 1354 nucleotides long. RefSeq names its product calmodulin-like protein 3. Gene Ontology annotation, cellular component: myosin II complex. The transcript has a single exon. Gene Ontology annotation, molecular function: calcium ion binding. The record is from RefSeq and is a predicted model, not a curated record. The coding region runs from base 87 to 536 and encodes 149 amino acids. Lineage: Eukaryota; Metazoa; Chordata; Mammalia; Rodentia; Muridae.
UGGGGAGAGGAGCCCAGCCCACAGUUAGUGCUUGGAAGCAUAGACCAGACUGACCACAUCUGCCACAUCACCCGAGAUCUGCUAGCAUGGCCAACCAGCUGACUGAGGAGCAAAUCGCCGAGUUCAAGGAGGCUUUCUCUCUGUUUGACAAGGAUGGGGAUGGCUGCAUCACCACCCAAGAACUGGGCACUGUCAUGAGGUCCCUGGGUCAGAACCCCACAGAGGCUGAGCUCCAAGACAUGGUGAACGAAAUCGACAAGGAUGGAAACGGCACCGUGGACUUCCCCGAGUUCCUGACCAUGAUGUCCAGGAAGAUGAAAGACACCGACAGCGAGGAGGAGAUCCGGGAGGCCUUUCGGGUGUUUGACAAGGACGGCAACGGCUUCGUCAGCGCAGCUGAGCUGAGGCACGUGAUGACCAGGCUUGGGGAGAAGCUGAGCGACGAGGAGGUAGAUGAAAUGAUACAGGCGGCGGAUACAGACGGCGAUGGGCAAGUGAACUAUGAGGAGUUUGUUCACAUGCUAGUGUCCAAGUGAGGCUGCGCCAGAAACUGGUACAGCCAGGUGCCCACGAGGCUCCUGGGCUCCAAGCUUAGCUGGGUAAUAGCUACCCUCACUGUGGCAGGAAUUUUACCCAGGCCUUAGCUGUCUUUCCCUGUUUCCCAGCUUCCUCUGGGCUCUAUGGACUGCACCCACAAGUCUGCCUUUCACUUUCUGCAUCUUAUUCUGCCAACUUCCUACCAGCUCGUUCCCCUUGACUGAGAAGGCCUCCGGCUGAGACAGGCAUCAACUCCUCCUAGCCGGCAAGAGCUGAAGCAGAAAGUCCCAUCUCUGUGUGGACAAUGAGCCGAAGGACCCACACUCCUAUUUGUUUGUUUGCUUGUUUGUUUUUUUCCUUUUCUUCUUUUUCCCGUUUCCAACAGAAAUGAUCUGUCACCACCACCCAACGCAUCAAGGUGGCCUGUGGCCAUCAGUGCACACGUCAUAGUUCUUGUACAUCUUUGGCUGAAGACUCCAUCUGUUGAAUUUGGAAAGGAUCUGAGGAUUGGGACGAAGGGCAAUGGUGGAGGUUUUAAUGACUGAGGUUAGACUGUGUGGAAAAUAUCCCCUCCCUUCUGUGCAGACUUGCUUGCUCCUUCCUGUCUCAAUCAAACCUCUGUGAUCCUGGUUUUUUUGUAUGUUUGUUUUUGGGUUGGUUUUUGUUUGCUUGCUCUUGUUUUUGUUUUUCUUUGUUUGGCUUUUGAGCUGAGAGUAAAGCUGGGGGGUCAUUGUAGCAUGUUUGUAUCCAUCUAGAAGGAAAGAAAUUUAAAUACAAGAGAGAGGGAAGCUUCAGGGGAAUAAAUGAGUAAAUGACA